AUGGAGUUGCUGAAAGUAACUGGGUUAAUGAAAAUUGUAACUGAUGUUGGUAUUUUCUAUGAAAAGUUGGUCAAUGAAUUCAUUGUGAAAAUUAUUAUUGAGUGUAAUAUUAAAGGCAUCAAGGAGUAUAGAAAGAUUCCCUCUAUUGACAUGAUUAUGACCAAGGAAAAGGAAUUUGAGGAAGAAGAGAAAACUACAAGUGAGGAUGAAGAAGAAUAUUAUGUUGAAUCACUGAAGUAUAAUGAAAUUAUGGAGCUUAUUAGUGAUGCUCAAUUAUUGAAGACAAUGCUUAAUGUUGGAUCUAGUUAUCCUAAGUUGAUAAAGGAAUUUAUGGUUAAGAAUGAUGGUAUUCCUCAUGGGUUGUUGAAUUUCAAUUAUAAGUUGUUUGUUAGAAAAGAUGUCCUAGACAUUUGUCCUCCGGAUGUUCUUAUUAUUGAUGAAUAUGGUUUUGGAAAUAUUCUAAGUUUGCAAUCAAAAGCAAUUUACUACUGCAUCAUUGGUUUGAGGUUGUCGAAUGAAGAGAUAAUGAAUUUAAUAUUAAUUGAGAUUGAACGAAAUCUUCAAAGGAAGAGCCGAAGUCUAAAGGAAUUUGCUGGAAUGCCUUAUCCAAGUGGAUAUGUGGUUGAGCAGUUGGGAAAUAAGCUCAUAUACGAAGAGCGGAGUUACAAUCCAGCCGAACAAUUGCAAGAAUACAAUAAUUUGUUCUUAAAUCUUACAGAUGAGCAAAGAGGUGUAUUCAAGCGAAUAAUGGAAGCAGUAAACAAUCAACAAGGAGGCGUAUUUUUUUUGUAUGGAUACGGUGGCACAGGGAAAACCUACAUGUGGAGAACUCUAGCUUCCUACAUAAGAUCAAAGAAACAAAUUUGUUUAACUGUUGCUUCAUCGGGCAUAGCUUCACUACUACUUCCAGGAGGUCGAACGGCUCAUUCAAUGUUCAAGAUUCCAAUACCUACAAUGGAGUCUUCUACAUGUAAUAUCGACAAAGGUAGUGAUCGUGCAGAGCUACUAAAAAUGGCAAAGUUGAUAAAUUGGGAUGAAGCUCCAAUGGCACACAGAUUUUGUUUUGAAGUGUUUGAUAAAACCCUUAAAGACAUAAUGGGGCGUUCCAAUUGUUCUGACAAAUUAUUCGGAGGGAAAGUAAUUGUAUUUGGUGGAGAUUUUAGGCAAAUAUUACCAGUUGUACCAAGGGGCAGCCAUUCAGAUAUAAUACAUUCUACAAUAAAUUCAUCAUACAUAUGGGAUCAUUGUGUUGUGCUGAAGCUUACAAAGAACAUGCGACUCCAACAAGUCGGCAAUACUUCAAGUACAUCUGAAUUAGAAUUGUUUUCUAAUUGGAUAUUAAAAGUUGGCGAUGGGAAAUUGGAAGAACCUAACGAUGGUUACACGGAUAUUCCUAUUCCAAAUGAUUUCUUAAUUUCUAACUAUGAUGAUCCACUAGAAGCCAUUGUUAGUGAAACAUAUCCGAAUUUUCUUAACAAUUACAAGAAUCCAGAAUUUUUGCAAUCAAGAGCUAUAUUGGCAGGAACAAUUGAAACGGUUGACAUCAUAAAUCAAUACGUUUUGGGAUUCAUACCAGGUGAAGAAAAAGAAUAUUUAAGUUCAGAUUUUGUAGACACUUUUGACGGUGAAGGAAUUGAAGCUUUUGAUGUUUUGACCCCGAAAUUUUUGAAUACACUUACAACUUCCGGUCUACCUAACCACAAGAUUAAAUUGAAGAUUGGGACCCCUAUUAUGUUGCUUCGAAACAUUGAUCAACCUGAAGGUCUCUGCAAUGGAACAAGGCUCAUAGUUACAAGAUUGGCAAACCACGUUAUCGAGGCAAAGAUUAUAUCUGGAAAGAAUAUUGGAGGGGUUAUCUAUAUUCCAAGAAUGGAUAUGACUCCAACACAAUCUCCGUGGCCAUUCAAAAUGACUAGAAGGCAAUUUCCCAUAACUAUAUGUUAUGCUAUGACAAUUAACAAAUCUCAAGGUCAGUCAUUGGAUUAUGUUGGAUUGUAUUUCCCUAGAAGUGUAUUUAGUCAUGGUCAACUAUAUGUUGCAAUAUCAAGGGUCAAAAGCAAAAAAGGGCUUAAGAUAUUAAUCCAUGACAAGGAUAACCAUCCAUUGAGUUCUACAACAAACGUCGUGUUCAAAGAAGUUUUUGAAAACUUAUAG
This is a messenger RNA of Lathyrus oleraceus (garden pea), 2154 nucleotides long. RefSeq lists its product as uncharacterized. The transcript has 5 exons. Gene Ontology annotation, molecular function: DNA helicase activity. Bases 1 to 2154 code for a protein of 717 amino acids. Gene Ontology annotation, biological process: DNA repair; telomere maintenance. Lineage: Eukaryota; Viridiplantae; Streptophyta; Magnoliopsida; Fabales; Fabaceae. The record is from RefSeq and is a predicted model, not a curated record.